Messenger RNA from Mytilus trossulus (common blue mussel), 1802 nucleotides. Its product is annotated as DNA methyltransferase 1-associated protein 1-like. Lineage: Eukaryota; Metazoa; Mollusca; Bivalvia; Mytilida; Mytilidae. Gene Ontology annotation, biological process: chromatin remodeling; negative regulation of transcription by RNA polymerase II; DNA repair. Gene Ontology annotation, molecular function: transcription corepressor activity. The record is from RefSeq and is a predicted model, not a curated record. Bases 139 to 1569 code for a protein of 476 amino acids. The transcript is spliced from 13 exons. Gene Ontology annotation, cellular component: Swr1 complex; NuA4 histone acetyltransferase complex; nucleus.
ACAAAGGUAAAGAUUAAGCACUUUAAAAACCAAGACUAGUGUGUUUUCUUUCUUUUUGUACACAUUACAACUUCUGUUUUGUAUCCUUUGCUUUACUGUCAAUCCAUUUCUUAAUUUGUUUAUUGAACGCUAAAAAAGAUGGAGGCUGGUGGUGGAUCAGAUGUGCGAGAUAUAUUAGAACUUGAUCAAGGGGCUAAAUUUAUGACAAAAGAUGCUCUUCUUAAUGAUAAUAAGAAGAAACCAAUUAGAAAGUCAGAUAUAUCAUUUAAGCGACCUGAGGGUAUGCAUAGAGAACUCUGGGGAUUGUUAUGGACAGACAACAAAGAUGCCCCUCCACUGAUACCAACAGACACUAACCAGGGAUAUAAACAAAUGAAAGCUAAAAUUGGCAUCAGCAAAGUUAGACCAUGGAAAUGGAUGCCGUUUAGUAAUCCAGCUAGAAAAGAUGGUGCAGUAUUUCAUCACUGGAGAAGACUAGCAGAUGAAGGAAAAGAUUAUCCCUUUGCAAGGUUUAAUAAGGCUGUAGAUACACCAACAUACUCAGAUCUUGAAUAUCAACAACAUCUUCAUGAUGACAAUUGGACGAGACAGGAAACAGAUCAUUUGUUUGACCUUUGUAAAAAAUUUGACCUUCGGUUUGUCAUCAUGCAUGACAGAUGGGAUAGAGAGAAAUAUUCCAACAGAAGUGUAGAAGAUAUGAAAGAAAGAUACUAUGGAAUAUGUGGUAUUCUGACAAAGGUACGAGCACCACAAGGAACAGAACCAAAGAUAUGGGCCUUUGAUGCUGAACAUGAAAGAAAAAGAAAACUACAAAUGACAAAAUUGUUCGAAAGGACUCAAGAAAAGAUUGAAGAAGAAGACCUUUUAAUAGCUGAAUUGAAAAAGAUUGAAUUAAGGAAGAAAGAGAGAGAGAAGAAAACACAGGAUCUACAGAAACUUAUCACAGCUGCUGAUAGCAAUAUAGACAGUAAAAAGGCAGACAAAAGGCAAACAAAGAAAAAGAUACAUCUCCAACAGAAAUUCAAAGAAGUGGUAAAUCCGGACCAGUCAGGUAUAAAGUUUGCAGAUUUCAAAGCUUCAGGAGUAUCACUUAGGAGUCAAAGAAUGAAAUUGCCAGCAUCUAUUGGUCAGAAGAAAAUGAAAGCCAUAGAACAGGUGCUAGAGGAGUUAGGAAUAGAAUUUAAUCCUAUGCCAACAGAAGAAGUUGUAUCAAUAUUUAAUGAGUUACGGCAGGAUAUAGUUUUACUGUAUGAACUGAAAUCAGCCUUAGCAAACUGUGAUUAUGAAACAGAAACAUUAAGGCAUAGAUUAGAAACUGUAGCCCCUGGAAAGUCCUCUACAAUAGAAGGUUUAUCAUCUCUAUCGUCUUUACCAGAAACACCAGUAACGCCAACUGAAACCACCCCAAUGUUAGUUACACCUAACAUGACACCAGAAUCUCCAAACAGUCAGCAAAAGUUAGCGGAGGCUAUUGAUAUUAUUGGUAGUGCUCCUGGUACACCUAAUAGAAAGAGAAAAGCAGCUUUGGAACAAAGAGACAUUUUAAAGAAAAUAACCAAAAAAUUGUAGCAGUAACAUUAAUAUAUAUUACUUUUAUAUAAAAAUAUUAAACCAUCCAUUAUGCAGCUGGAUGUUAUAGGAUUAUGUUUGUGGUUGGAUAUCAAACAAAGUGACAUGUGGUCAGAAAGUGAUGGAAUUUGAAAGGAGAAUAUUCUUCAGGGUUCUGUGAUUGUAUAUAUGUAAUCCAUUCAUCAUGAUAGCUUUGUUAUACUUGUAAUAAAACAGGGCAAUGUAAAUUUUCA